AUGGAAACACCGUUCCGAGGUCACAGGGAGAACAUGAGAACAGACGCGCGAGCUCACUUUGAUCCCGUCACUAUGAUGGGUCUGUCAGAAGCCUCUCACCGCACCGACCACCCUCACUUUGACAUAUUUGAGUGGUACCCCCGCUAUCAAAGCUGCCAGCGGUACUUCCUCGAUCACGCUCAACAUAGCACUCCCGUUCAGGCAUUGUCCUCUUUCCUUAAUAUCUAUCUCCCUUUUCAGAGACAACCGAACCCAAUUUUCAAUUCGUCUACUACAGAAGGCCCCUCAAUACACACACAAUCUCCAUCUUCCUCGCUUCGCCAACUUCAUGCUCCUCCAGCCGUUUCCCUAGUGCCAUAUAUUCGCCGCCUGGUUGCGACUGGCAUGGAUUUUCCAGGCGUUCUACAUGGAUUCUUUGGUGAUGAUUGGGUUUCUGGCGUUGGUCAUCUCCAUGAACAGGAACGACGAAAUUACUUAUUUGCUGCAAAAAGCGGCGGAUGGGCCUCAGUAAAGCAAGGCUACGAUAUGCCACCUCUGGAAACAAUACCAUUUCUGCGACCUUUACAGGGACCUGUAGACGCUGAAAUCGAGACUGCGGAAAAACUCUGGAGUGAAUGGCUUGCGAUGGAGGACUGGAUGGUUGGGCCUCGAGCUCCCGAAACCUUCAAUGGGUCUUCAGUGCAUUCGCGACCAAGAAGCUCAUGA
Messenger RNA from Paracoccidioides lutzii Pb01, 705 nucleotides. RefSeq lists its product as hypothetical. The transcript has a single exon. The record is from RefSeq and is a predicted model, not a curated record. The coding region runs from base 1 to 705 and encodes 234 amino acids.